AUGCAUACACUUAAACCCUCUGUACAGUGCUUGAAAUUUAAGAGAUGCUAUGUUGAUAGGAACUCCUUACAAUAUAAAACUGCAAAUUUGGGGGAAAUUACCAAAUAUCUAACUAAUAAAGGUGUACCAAACCUUUUACAGGGGAACCUAUGCAAGAAAUACCUCGAUGCUGAUAUACAACUGAGGUUAUUCCCCACCAUCUUUCCUUAUCUCCCGACAAUAAAAGGCAGCACAAAAUAUUCAGCCUCUAUGAAUGCAAUAAGAUUGAUAAUAGAAAAAUUUGUCCUUUCAAAUGGGCAUCAAAAGCAGUUUAAAGACUAUUUUCUUCAUGUUAUGUCAGUCAAGAGUUACCAAGGUCACAAUAUCAGAACCCUCCCCUCAAAAGAGUACAAGUUUUUAACGGAAAACGAUAAAUUGAUAAUAAAAUGGAGAACUUGUGCACCUAAUCUCAGUUGUUCCCACCUAUUGCCAUUGAAUUCAGCAAAAUUGGAUGAAGGUUGGUCACAUCAUUCACGUAAGUUGCUUGAUUAUGUCAUUCAUCCGGCAGCCAACCAGAACUGGGGUACGAGAAAUGAUUUUCUUUCUACUGAAGAUAAAAACGUCACCAGGUUACUAAGUGGUGUAUUCAUAUUUGAGCUUAAUGAUGACAGUUCGAGAAUCGCGGUGCACACGAUUGAUAAUAUUGAGCUGAUUGAUUUUUCAAAGAAAAGUGUCACAAAUGAGAAGAAUGCCUUAGCUUGUUGA
Kazachstania africana CBS 2517 is the source of this 744-nucleotide messenger RNA. It is a transcript of the gene MCO32, whose product is annotated as Mco32p. NCBI's taxonomy places the organism in Eukaryota, Fungi, Ascomycota, Saccharomycetes, Saccharomycetales, Saccharomycetaceae. Bases 1 to 744 code for a protein of 247 amino acids. The transcript has a single exon. The record is from RefSeq and is a predicted model, not a curated record.